Cadophora gregata is the source of this 741-nucleotide messenger RNA. RefSeq lists its product as uncharacterized. Bases 1 to 741 code for a protein of 246 amino acids. The record is from RefSeq and is a predicted model, not a curated record. The transcript has 2 exons. Lineage: Eukaryota; Fungi; Ascomycota; Leotiomycetes; Helotiales; Ploettnerulaceae.
AUGGAUCGACCACCUCAGACUCUCUACACCCCUCCACCCCAGAGAUCUGCUGUACAAGAAGAAAUGCGCGAAGACGUUCUCGACGAUAGCUUCGACGAUAGCUUCGCUGACGAGACUCCCCAAAGCUCGGCAUCAGACCACGAGGAGGAAGUUCAGCCCGCAGAAGUCAAAGACGAACUCCCCGCCGAGGUCCCCGACUACGAUAUCACCAUGCUCGCCCUCGCCGCCCUGCAAGUCGAUUACGGAGAGACCUUUGCGGACUUGGAUGUCCCAGUAGCCGAAGCUUUCGCCCAACGUAAAGCUCUGAAGCACGAGAUGGGAAUCGAAUACCACCGCAUGGUCACCACCGCUAUCAAAGCCUUCCACAGCCGCACUCGAUGCCCAAACUGCAAGCAGACCCCUAUCACCAUCGAUUACUUUGCCAUGAACCAUAGUAUGCCAAAGGGAGCUUGGGCCCAGUGGAGACAGCUGUGCAAGAAGAUGGAGCAGCAGAGACCGGAGAUCUUGGAUGAGCAGGAGUGGAUCGAGUUUUUGGGGGAGAUGAAGACAAUCGAGAUGUGGUACUGGGAGGACAACACAGCAAGCGUUGAAUGUGGCCGAGUCAGCUGGAACGGCAACUUCGCACCAGAUCCUCUUUUGGAUUUAGAAGAUGAUGGUAGUUUGAUUCCAGUCAAGACCCCGUCGGCUCAUCUACCUCGCUCAUAUGGCAAGGCCUUUGCUCGACAUGGAAAGGCGACCUGA